Adineta ricciae is the source of this 3561-nucleotide messenger RNA. NCBI's taxonomy places the organism in Eukaryota, Metazoa, Rotifera, Eurotatoria, Adinetida, Adinetidae. The record is from the annotation of a GenBank genome assembly.
AUGUAUUCAUACUCUUAUAAAGUAAUAAAGCGACGUCUUAUUCGACAGGCAAGGCGACAGUCACUUCAUCAUGCCCUUGCCUCUCCCAAAAGCUCUACAGAUGACUAUUCAACUGACGAAAAUCCCGAAUCAACAAAUAUGGAAGUGUACUCGUUAAAAUCCAGAGAUAAUAGUGAUAUUCCAUACUCCUCAUCUACUGAUCAGAUUGACGAGGAUAACUGGAUAAGUGAUGAUGAAUGUCAAGAAGAGAAGCGGCCAAUUUACACUGGUUCCUCAAUAAUGCUCAGUUCUGCUGUCCGCCUAAUUAAUGACUUUUAUUUAAAUAACAAUCUUGAUAAACAAACAGUAAACAAUCUACUUCGAUUAAUCAAAUCGUUAUUACCACAGCCGAAUUUAUUACCGCCCACAUGGAAAGGCAUAAACAAGUUGCUCCAUUAUACUCCAUUAACAUCAACUACUUUUCUUUGUGGCGAUUGUUAUGAAGCGUGUGAAACGUCGGGUUCGUCUAGCAAAAAAUGCUUUAAUCCACGUUGCAAAACAUCGAAAGAACAAAAUACUCCUGAAAUCGUUGAAAUUGUCCGAUUCGACAUACGCGCACAAAUCCAAUCAAUUAUGAAUCGAAAUAUAUCACUUUUAAAUCAAUCGCAUCUUUUCCCGCUUAGUGAUAUAUGUUUCGGCGAACAAUAUCAAGAAGUUAAGAAUAACAACAAUAGAAUUACUCUCGUUGUUCAUUCAGAUGGUGCACCGCUCGUUCGCUCAUCAAAGAAAUCCAUCUGGCCUUGUUUCGCAUCAAUCAGCGAAUUACCUCCACCUGUUCGAGAAUUUCAAAAAAACAUAAUUAUUUUAGCAAUUUGGACGUCAAGAAAAAAGCCAAAUGUUAAUAUUUUCUUAGAGCAGACCAUAGAUGAUCUCAUAUGCUUAAAAAAGAAUGGAACAUCAAUCUUUAUUGCAAACAGUGAAUAUCAAAUUCAACUUGCUACCCAAUUUUUCGUUUCGGAUUUACCAGCAAAAGCUCUCUUUUGCUGUACAACGAACUUCAAUGGAUAUUCUGCAUGCACAUACUGUGCUAGUAGAGGAAUAUGGAGUGCCGAAUACAAUAAAGUUCUUUAUCCAUAUGCGAAUAACGAUCUCACAACUCGCACACACAGUGGUUACUUAAAAGCAGCUCAAGAAGCUUUACAUAAAUCAAACGGUAAGAAAGAAGUUGCUGUCGAUGGUAUUAAAGGUCUUUCGUCUUUGCUUCAAAUAUUUAACUAUCCUAAACAGAUAAUCUAUGACUUCAUGCAUCUCGUCUGCUUGGGUCACAUUCCUUACGUGAUUAAUCGAUGGUGUCUAAAUAUGGGUAAAGAAACAAUAUUGGAAAUCGAUAACGAUCUUCGACAGCUACGCAUUCCACACAACAUGAGAGUUGUUUUUCUUGAAUCGUUUAAAAUGGCCUCACAAUGGAAAGCAAAAAACUCUCGCCUUUUCGUACUUCACGUCGGAGUACCCGUGUUGGUUAAUCGUCUACCGAUUCUUCUGUUCUCUCACUUUAUUGUUUACUCAUUAGCAAUCAAACUCCUGCAUGCACCUACAACCAAGGCAGAGAUUUCGUUGGCUGAGCGUCUACUUCAUUUUUACUGCCGUACAGCAUCAAAUGUCUAUGAUAGAUCGAUUGAAAUAUUUUCACUGCACGCUCAUAUUCAUCUACCAUAUCAAGUUCGUCAACAUGGUGGUUUAGCACACAUGUCAGCUUUUGCUUUCGAAUCAGCUAUUCGGUACAUCCAGAAAAAAGCUCAUGGAUAUACUAAUUUGGCUUCCCAAAUCGGUUAUUGGAUUGACAUUCAACGUGCCACCCAAUCGCAUGUAUUUGAUUUACCUAGACCUCAUCUUAUAGACAAGUUACAUGGAAAUGAUCCGACAGUGCUUCGAUAUUUAUCGAUUAUCCAACAGUUACUACCUACUACCACUUCUGUUGAUAUUCAAACAGUAUGCUUUUACAAACGUUAUAAAUCAAUGUUCGUUACGUAUCAUACUUCUCUGUAUGACCUUCCAUUCAAUUCCAAUAGCCAUGUUAUAUCUUUCGUUGAGACUGCGGAGUCGAAUGUAGUUCAAUAUGCAAAUGUUAUUUUAUUUAUUUCUCAAAAUGAUAAAGAUUUAGUUUUUGUCCAAAAAUAUUUGUCGGCCCAGAGGCAAAUAUCAAGUUAUGUAGAGCUCCCAAAUGAAUUACAUGAUCCAAUCAACAGAUAUUUUCCUAUCUUAUCUCUGUCCAACAAUUUUGGUAUUAUUCCAGUAUCCAAUAUUCGUCACAAGUGUAUUGCAGUUCCUGUAUCCAAGUCAUUUUCAGUCGUCAAAUCGAAACAGUGUGCAUCAGCAGACGUAGAUGGAUGCGUUAUGGUUCAAUCAGGAGGUAAAAAGUACAUGGGCUUUAUAUUUGAGACAGGUACAUUUGAAAAAUGUAGUAAAGCUGCUGAUUUAUUGUCGCAAAAACAGCAUGAAGACAUCGAAAGUGAUUAUGAACGAAAAGAAAAGUCCUCGAAUGUCAAUGAUUCCAAACCAUCUGAGGCAAAAACAUUUACUACAUUGAAGGAUGUACCAUUUUCUAUCGACCCAGUUCCAAACAAUUUUGAUCAAUUUUCAUGUGAACCUCCUGUACUUAAUUCAAACGACACAAACGUUUCAACACCUAUUCGACCGCAGAAAGCUGUGGAUAAUUCACGGAAAACUGCAGCAAUUUCCACCACACCGAUGGCUUCAAUUGUUGCGGAAACCAAUUCUUCGGCGGUGAUUGGAAAGAAUUCAAAUCGCGAAUCAAUAAGAAACUCACCAGAUUCACCGUUGGCUGCCAAUUCUCGCAAGAGGACUUUCGACGACUCUUCUCCUUCGCCGCCAUCCAGAAGUAAAAAGAAGAAAUCAAAGAAAGGACGAGAGUCACAUAUCACCUCAUCUGAAUCUGAAUCUGAUUAUAAUGGUAUCACAAAAACAGUCGAUGAAAUAAGAACGCCUAUUUUCAAUGGUCGUCGUUUAAUCACGCCUGCUGCUGCGAGUUCACCCAUCGCGAACUCAAUUGAUAAAGAUUCUUUAUUAAGAGCGAUAGAAACCAAAUACUUAACACCCUUAUUAGUUGGUCAAGAGCGUUUGGAAAAAAUGAUGAAGUCUUUGUACAAAAACCAAGUGGAAAUACAAAAGGCUUUGAAGAAAAGACAGAUGCUUGUUUCGAUAGAAGAGCCUGGUACUCCAGGUGAAAAUGGCACAGAUUUUUCGUCGACAUUGUCCUACAAGACACAUGCAACUGAUAAAUCAAUUGAUUUACUCAAAAUCCCAGGAACAAAAGAAAAAGCUAAUUUGUACGUUACAAACCUGAUCCAGAUUAUGUAUACGAUGGAUGAGUUAGCUGAGUUACAGCCGGCUGAUACUUAUGAGGAUUACAGAUACCAAUUAAUUAAAGAAGCCGUUCGAUCCAAAUUUAGAUUGAAUGGCGAUCAACUUGAACAAAUGUUUACAGAUUGGUUACGUGAAGUCUUUUUGGCAAAGAGACGGGUGGCAGUUUCGAAGCUCAAACGUUCACAGCAAAGCGAAUAG